UUAGGACCAAUCCAAAAUAAAUCAUCAACUUAAUUUUCAACCACAAUGAAACUGGUCAUAAUAGGACGUAAACUAUGAUAUUAUUUAAACUAUCAAGCCUGAAGAAUGACAAUGCAUGUCGACUCAGCAACCACCCAACUGCAACUGCAACUCGAAUUAUUUCGUAUUGAAUUUCAUUAUUAUUUAUUAUUAUUAUUAUUCAACCACAAUACGUAUAAAAUUUUUUAUUUUUAUUUUUAUUUUUAUUUUAAAUUAUUUUUGCUCAUUGAAAUUGAAAUUGAUUGAUUCUAAAAAUCUGAUAUUUUAUAUUCACACAUCCUUCAUUCCUUCCUUCCUUCCCCCAACUACUAUCACCUUCAUAAAUAGUCAUUAAAAGAACCCUUGUGUUAUUCCUCCUUUGAAAAAUCUUAUCUUCGUUUUCUAUUUCCCAUUCUAUUUUCAAUUCAUUUCAUAUAGUCCAAUAACUUUAAUUUUCUUGGAAGAAAAUGCAAGUACAUUCCCAAGACGAUUUGUCCUUGUUGAGAAAUGGGAACAACGUCUAUCAAGAGACUACUCCUAGAGCUAGGUCAAGCUCUCCCAUAAAGAAUAGAAGGUCUAUGCCUCCCAAUGCUUUCGAUUUGAAAUUACCUACGGUACCUUAUACCAAUAAAAUAGAUGCUAAUCUAACUCAAGAACAAUUAAGGAUGCUAUCGAAAUCUCCCAUGUCAAAAAAACUUCAUAUUACUUCUUAUACUCCUUCUAGUAAAUAUGUUAUUCCUGUUCCAUUAACUCUUCAUUUGCCUCCCAAAUUAAGUCCCAAGAAUGUCGAAAACUUAAGAUCUGUUUCCCCUGAUGGAACUUCAAGACCAAGAUCAAAAUCUCCUCAAAAACAUAGAACUAGGUUGGUUUAUACUUCGACAGGAUAUCUGAAAAUGAAUUCUCUGUCGGAUGAAGAUGAAGACAAUGAUGCAUCAUAUACUGAAGAACAACUCAUUAAACGAAUUGCUUUACCUCGUCGUCCAUUAGUUAGACAAUCGCCUCCACCGGUGGUAACCAAUAAUACCAAAGUACUGAAAAUCGUUGCUAAAUCAAAUUAUAAUGCUCAUGAUGAAUUAAGUAUUAUAGAAGAAAUGUCAAACGCAGGUAGUUCAAGAGCAGCUAGCUUAAGUAGUGAGAAAACAUUACCACCAUUACCUCCUAGUAAGGUAGAUAAUAUUGUAUCAUCAACCACCCCAGUUCCACCACAAAUCAUUAAACCAUCUGUUUCAAACUUAACAAAAUCACCAGCAUAUACAAAUAUUAAAAUUAUACCUCAACCCAUUGCUCCUUCCCAACAACUCAAUUCAUCCCCCACUAGUAAAAGAAAACCUCCACCACCACUUAUACUUCAAAAACCAGUUGAAGCACCAUCUAUUGAAGUCAGUUGUAUUCCAAGAAUUCCAACUGAAGAAAAUCUUAGAAUAGCACAACGAUCAAAUGCCCCCGCCCCAAUUGAAUCAAAGGAAGUCCACUUGAAAAUCAAUAAGAGAAGUUUCAGUGAUGAAUCUCAAGUAUCAUCGGCCAGUUCAUUCAGUUCCGUAGGUGAUUUUAUGAAUUUUGCUCGUUUUUCAAGUCAAUUAAAAAGAAAUAGUGCUGCUUCUCCUACUCCUGAUAAGCGAUUGGAGAUAUAUCAUCAGAAACCAUCUAUACUGACUGUUAUGGAAGAUAAACGAAUAACAUCUGGUGCUAGUGAAGUAUCUGCUGCUAGUAAUGAUUCAUGGGAAUCGAUUCAAGAAUCAAUUGAUCUUUCUAUAAGUGAAUAUAGUAUUGCUUCUCUGAAAAGGAAAGAGAAGAAAGAACAAACGAAGGACAAGAGCAUCAUGGCAAGAUUACAAGCUGCCGAUGUAGAUGAUGAAGAAGAAGAGGAAGAAGAAACUGAAGAAGAAGGAACAGUUUCCGAAUCUAAUGAAAAUGAAGACACAGAUGAAGAUCAACUUGAUAACGAACCAUUAACCCCAAUUACACCAUUAAUAGAAAUCUCAAAGGAAGCUACCAAAGUAGUCCAAGAAAGUUUACAACCAACCAAUUCAACCCGUAUAAAUGAUAAAGAUAAUGGAGGAUUAGGAAGAAGAUUUAAUUUCCCUAAUAAUUUAUUGAAUGUAACCAACAGCCCUGAAGUUAAAAAUAGAGCAGGUAGUCUAAGAUCGGAGAAAUCAAAGUUUAGUUUCUAUUCAUCUAAUGGUCAAAUUGAAAUCCCUGAUUUUACUAAUCAAUCUGUAUCUGAUACAUUUUCUUCUAAAAAAUCAGUUGCUUCUACUACGUUCGAUGAAGUAUCGAAUGGUUCAUCAGCUCCAACUGAAUAUAACGCUUCCGAAACAGAACAUGCAUUAACUAAUUCCAAACCAAAUUAUAAUAAUCCAGGAUUUAAUAACUUUUAUGGAGAUGCAAGACUCUCAAAGAGUACACCUUGGAGUCUUAGUGAAAGUGGUCAUUCUGAUCAAUCAACUGGAAAUAGAUCAAGGACAGGUUCUCCAGUGAGACAUACCAGACAUAAAUCCAUGCAUAAUAUUGAUUUUAGUGAUUUGAUGGAAUCCCAAAGCAUGCAUUCUAAAUCACCAUCAGUUGAUAUGUUGAAUAAUCGUAUGGUUGCCCCUUCAAUGCCCAUGCCCGAAGCUUAUACACAACCUAAACCAACACAACCUCAACAAGAGGAAGAGGCUUUGGAAAUACAGAUUGAAGAACCUCCAAGUCAAGUGCGGUAUGCUAUUGAUUUCAAGGAUGCCACUUCCCAUGAAGAUUCUCAUUUCAAUGAUCUCAAUACUAGGAUCAGUUCUUAUAACUAUGAUGUUGAAUCAAUUUCGGGUGCUGUUAAAGCUUUACAAAUUGCUCAUAAGGAUCAACCUGUCAGACCUACAUCACCAUCUCCUAGUGUGAUAUCAGAUACUGAAAGUGUGGUUAUUGAUUUGACGGAUGAUCAAUAUGAUAUCUGUAUGAUAAACAGAAAUAAUUCAACCACUUCAUAUAGAUCAGUGACAGAGAAAACCAAAGAUGGAAAAGAAAUAGAGGUGGUUUUGGUUGAUGAUGAAGGUGAAGAUGAUGAAGAUUUAAUGAGUAUUUAUUCAAAGUAUAGAAAUAAUUCAUUUGUGUUUAGAAAGGCAUCCACUUCUUCAACCACAUCUUCAGUUGCAUCAAGAUCGAGUGGCACAUCGGAUUUCUCAUCUGCAUCUUUCGAUAGUAUAGCAUCAUCACAACAACUUAAAGUCAUGCCAUCUAGUCAUUUAAUUAAUAAACUCAGAAAAGACCAUAUAAGAGGUACAGUGGUUGAAGAUUUAAAUAAAAAGAGAGGACAAGGUAGUGUUUAUUCUAUCACAUCAAGCAAUAGUGCAAGUUACACAUCGAGAAGAAUUAAACCACCAGUCAGCAUAGCUAAGCAAACCUCCAUUCCACAUUUAAACCCACCAGUGCCAACAAAAGCAUCACCUCAAGUAACGUCAGUUCCUACAAUAAUCGUCACUGAAAGGGCCCAAAUUCCUAAAACGUAUUCAUUCACUCAAGGUCAAACAUUUUUAAACUAAAAAGGAAACUUAAAAUAUAAAAAAAAAUUCAUUCAUGCAUUAAUAUAAAAAAAGCAUUUCAAUUUUAGAAUUUCACUUAGCAUAUUUUCAUUUUUUAUUUAUUCGAUA
Molecule: messenger RNA, 3641 nt
Organism: Scheffersomyces coipomensis
Lineage: Eukaryota; Fungi; Ascomycota; Pichiomycetes; Serinales; Debaryomycetaceae
Exons: 1
Coding region: 486-3533 (1015 amino acids)
Source: RefSeq, a predicted model, not a curated record